UGUAAAACUGUUGAAGCGCUUCCAAGAAUAAUAGGAUCUAUACGGAACGGCUAGUACAGGGUAUAAAGACGCAAAUUACCAUAUUAAGCCAGCUAAUCUUUUUCAGGAACUGGAGUUCCGCACCGUUUAGCGAAACUAAUUAGGAUAAUAAACACCCAGUCCCACUAAAGAAAAAGUAUAGAUAAGCUCAAGUCCGCCGAAAAAAACUGAAAAAUUCCGAAAAUCUGUAUAACUUAAUAUAACUUAAUAUAACUUAAUAUAAUUAGUGCUAUAAUUAUAAUGUCUUUCAGAUCCUUAACUAUUAAACCCGGUAGAUUAUUGAAUACCAUCCAUGAGACAGCUCAAAGAUUCGGAGCAAAAGGUGUUUGGGGUCCAGAAUCAACUCAAACUGGAGUUUGCCGAUUAUCCUUAAGUGAUUAUGAUAAGGGUGUUCGUGAUUGGUUUGUUGAACAAACUAAAUCUUUAGGAUGUGAAGUCAAAAUUGAUGAGAUUGGAAAUAUUUUUGCCAUAUACCCGGGUAAGAAUAAUGAUGCCAAACCUACAGCUAUUGGAUCUCAUUUGGAUACUCAACCUACAGGUGGAAGAUAUGACGGAGUGUUGGGAGUACUAUCAGGAUUAGAAGUAUUGAGAACUAUUAAAGAAAAUGGAUUCGUUCCAAAUUAUCCUAUUGCUUUAAUCAACUGGACUAAUGAAGAAGGUGCAAGAUUUCCAUUAUCGAUUAUGGCCUCAAGUGUUUGGUCUGAACAAAUUCCUUUAGAACAAGCUUAUAAACUUCAAUCGGUGACUGAUAUUGAUCCAGUAACUGUCGAACACGAAUUGAAAAGAAUUGGAUAUUUGGGUCCAGUUAAGGCUCUGUAUAAAACCAACCCAAUUGCAGCUCAUUUUGAAAUUCAUAUUGAACAAGGACCAGUAUUAGAGGAUGCUAAUGAGAAGAUUGGAAUUGUUAUCGGUGUUCAAGCUUAUUCUUGGUUUAAAGUUAGAGUCUACGGUAAAGCUCAACAUACUGGAACGACACCUUUAGCUGCCAGAUCAGAUGCUAUUUUAGCAGCCUCUAAAAUGAUAAUCAAGGGUAAUGAAUUAGCUAAGAAACAUAAUUGUCUUUUCAGUGUAGGGGUAUUUACACUUAAACCAGCAGUUGUGAACGUCAUUCCAGAAUUCGUAGAAUUUAUAAUUGAUGUUAGAAAUGUAAAGGAUGACGGUUUAUCAGCAAUUCUUGAAGAGAUCAAAGAUGAAUUCCCCAAGAUUUCAAAGGAAUCUGGGAGAAAUCUUUCAGUUGAAUUUGAAUUAAUUUACACUUCAAAUGCUGUCAAUUUCCAUUCUGAUUGUAUUAACUGUGUCCGUGACAGUGCUAUAAGCAUUGUAGGAAAGGAUAAAGUGAGAGAAAUGAUCAGUGGAGCAGGUCAUGAUUCUUGUGCUACUAACAGUAGAGUUCCUACUUCAAUGAUUUUUAUUCCAUCCAAAAAUGGAGUUAGUCAUAAUCCUGAAGAGUAUAGUUCACCAGAAGAAAUACAUACUGGACUUGAAGUAUUAUUGAAUGCAGUAUUACAGUAUGAUGCAUUCAGAAGCAACUAGUAAACAAAGAAAAUAGUUCUUAUUUGUA
Messenger RNA from Scheffersomyces amazonensis, 1600 nucleotides. RefSeq lists its product as uncharacterized. The record is from RefSeq and is a predicted model, not a curated record. NCBI's taxonomy places the organism in Eukaryota, Fungi, Ascomycota, Pichiomycetes, Serinales, Debaryomycetaceae. The coding region runs from base 280 to 1572 and encodes 430 amino acids. Gene Ontology annotation, molecular function: hydrolase activity, acting on carbon-nitrogen (but not peptide) bonds, in linear amidines. The transcript has a single exon.